This is a messenger RNA of Jaculus jaculus (lesser Egyptian jerboa), 3006 nucleotides long. It is a transcript of the gene Opn3, whose product is annotated as opsin 3. Gene Ontology annotation, biological process: G protein-coupled receptor signaling pathway. Gene Ontology annotation, cellular component: membrane; photoreceptor outer segment. Lineage: Eukaryota; Metazoa; Chordata; Mammalia; Rodentia; Dipodidae. The record is from RefSeq and is a predicted model, not a curated record. Gene Ontology annotation, molecular function: G protein-coupled receptor activity. Bases 1 to 1206 code for a protein of 401 amino acids. The transcript is spliced from 4 exons.
AUGUACUCGGGGAACCGCAGCGGCCAGGGCCACUGGGAGGACGGCGGGGCGGCGGGCGCGGAGGCGGCGGGUCCGGCGGGGACGCGGAGCCCCGCGGAGCUCUUCAGCCCCGGCGCGUACGAACGCCUGGCGCUGCUGCUGGGCGGCGUCGGGCUGCUGGGCGUCGGCCACAACCUGCUGGUGCUCGCGCUCUACUACAAGUUCCCGCGGCUCCGCUCGCCCACGCACCUCCUGCUGGUCAACCUCAGCCUCGGGGACCUGCUGCUGGCCCUCUUCGGAGUCACCUUCACCUUCGUGUCGUGCCUGCGGAACGGCUGGGUGUGGGACGCCGUGGGCUGCGCGUGGGACGGGUUUAGCGGCAGUCUCUUCGGAAUCGUCUCCAUCACCACCCUCACUGUGCUGGCCUACGAGCGCUACAUCCGUGUGGUCCAUGCCAGAGCCAUCACCUUCUCAUGGGCCUGGAGGGCCGUGACCUACAUCUGGCUCUACUCGCUGGCGUGGGCGGGAGCGCCUCUCCUGGGUUGGAACAGGUACAUCCUGGACGUGCAUGGACUGGGCUGCACGGUGGACUGGAGAUCCAAGGACGCCAACGACUCCUCCUAUGUGCUCUUCUUGUUUCUUGGCUGCCUGGUGGUGCCUGUGGGCAUUAUUGCCCAUUGCUAUGGACAUAUUUUGUAUUCUGUUAGAAUGCUUCGUUGUGUUGAAGAUCUUCAGACAAUUCAAGUGAUCAAGAUCUUAAGAUAUGAAAAGAAAGUGGCCAAGAUGUGCUUUCUGAUGGUCACUGUCUUCUUGGCCUGCUGGAUGCCUUAUGUUGUGAUCUGUUUCUUGGUGGUUAAUGGUUCUGGACACCUGGUCACGCCAACAGUGUCUGUUGUUUCUUAUGUUUUUGCUAAAUCCAGCACUGUGUACAACCCAGUGAUCUAUGUCUUCAUGAUCAGAAAGUUUCGGAAGUCUCUUCUGCAGCUCUUGUGUUUCCGAUUGCUCAGAUGCCGGAGGCCUGCUAAAAACCUACCAGCAGCUGAGAGUGAAAUGCAGAUCAGACCCAUCGUGAUGUCACAGAAGGAUGGGGACAGGCCGAAGAAGAAAGUGACUUUCAAUUCUUCCUCCAUCAUUUUUAUCAUAACCAGUGACGAGUCUCUAUCCGUUGAUGACAGUGACAGAACCACUGCUUCCAAGGUUGAUGUCAUCCAGGUCCGCCCUUUAUAGGGCUCCAGGAUGGAGCCUCGGGUUGGAUGCCGCAUUUGGACUUCAAUUAUAAGGACUGAUCUGGAACCACCAGUUGGUGUAAUAGAACAGAACUUCUAUGGCCCCGCAAGAAGUCUGAAUUGCCUGUGUGUCCGGGGCCUGAAGAAGUGACUGAACAAGAGAAAUUCCUUUAAUCCAAUGGGUGCUUUAUAUAAUGAAAAAUGACUCGUGGCACAAUAUGAAUAUCUGGAACUAUCUUUUAAUGUUGGAAAAUUUCAUUUGAAAAUAUUUUUAAAUGACUCUACUUGCCAAAGCACAUGAUAGAUUUUUUUUUUUUUCUGAAAGGUAUUUCAUGGUAGUAACUGUGUCUUCACAUAUGUGUGGGUGGUUGGAUCAUGUUUUGUUCGUUGCAUUGAGACCCUAUUCUGCAUCAUAUAUGUUUGGUCAAAUAAUCAAGGAAAUAAUAAAUCAAUUUCCCACUUUGAUCUGAAAACAGAAGACUUGUUAUAUGUGUAGUGUGAUGUAGAUGGCAAGCUCUGGAAGACACCAGUGAGAGCAUCAUAGCGAAGUGACCAGAUGAGCUCAAGGCGGUCAGCAGACAGUUAUCGACGCAAUAGCAGAGAGCAUGGGGGGGGGAGAGGAUGCUGGGGGAAAACCCUAGCUCUGUCUACUCACUCAAACAUGAGCACAGCGUGAUUUUUCUUUCCUUUUAAUCAUUUCCCAAAGCUAUGAAUUUGGGAAAGGAGUUCUCAAUAAACAAACUUUCAUGUGAAGAGGAAUGUCAGAUACCUCGCUGUGCGCACCCAUACACUGCCCCUUCACACAGUGCUCAUUUAAUCUUCCUGGCUCAGCUGCCUGACCCCCAUAACUGAUGGUCAGUGUUGGGGAAGAGGCCAUGUUACAGUAGGUCACUGCUUAGACCUGGAGCAGAUCGGGCCAUGCUGACCCCCAGUAGGGCCCCAUUCCACAUACGGGUUAUUUGGAGCGGGGGUUACUGACCAGAAGUGAUGUAAGAAAAGCUCACUGCCAUUCCCCUAUUUGCCUAAAAGCAGGGCAUGCAUUUAUAACACUGACUUUCUCUCCUCUUCCUACAAGUUGUUGCACCCAAGAGAUUAAAGUCUGUUUCCCUUUCCUGUGACCUCCCUAAGGUUUACUUCUUUGUGGAAGAUGACAUGCGAGUCAGGCCAUUCUAAGCUCUCUGAGAUGUACUCAUCUCCUGUGCUUCCCAGUCAAAUAGGAAAUGCAUAUGCUUACAAACUUCCAUUUGUGUUUUUUUUUUCUCUUGUUAAUGUGCUUUUUGUUAUAGGUGAACUAGCCAAUGGACCUAAGAUAUACAAAAGAAAAAAAAAUUGCUAUUUUACUUUAUUUUAUUAUUUAUUUAUUUUUACAGUACUGGGAAAUCUAAUAGAUCCUUGUGCAUUUUAGACAAGUGCUCUACUACUGAGCUACAAUAUUCUGCCCAAGAAAAAAAUACAUUUAUGCUUUUUUAACACACCAAACAUGGUCUAUUUGGAACUUCAGAAUGUCUGUGACUCUAUAGAACAUGCUAAACCAUUUUAUUUUUAUUACCUGAUUUUCUAUUUCUGAGAUGACCCUUUUUGUAGUGUUGCAUAUCUCCAAUUAAUUAUUUUUGAAGGAAUUCCAAAUGACCCAGCCAGCCUGUUAGAGAGGGAAGAACCAAAGAAGAUGUUUUCACUAAAUGCACUUUGGAACAUUAAGUUCGCUGCUGGGUCUGUCACAGUAUGAAGUUGCAGAAUAAGUUGCUAAAUUGCUUGUAAGUAUCUGAAAUGGAAUAAAGUUUGACUCCAACUUUCUAUAAAA